Messenger RNA from Aphanomyces astaci, 648 nucleotides. RefSeq lists its product as hypothetical. The transcript has 2 exons. NCBI's taxonomy places the organism in Eukaryota, Oomycota, Saprolegniomycetes, Saprolegniales, Verrucalvaceae. The record is from RefSeq and is a predicted model, not a curated record. Bases 1 to 648 code for a protein of 215 amino acids.
AUGACCUUCACGGCCAUCGCCGCUGGAGCGGUGCCGAUGGUGGUGGUGCCCGAUCCGUCAGCAACCGCAACGGCCACAACGACCGACCCUACUACGAUGACCGCCGUAACAACCGACCGUAUUACCACGACCGCCGCAACGCGGACUACUCGUUCUCUGGCCGUGGUUGUCGUGGCGGCGGCCGUGGCGGUGGUCGAGGCGGUGGCCGAGGGAGCGGCCGUCCCUGGUCUCCUUCGGGUCAAAAUGACCGCGACCGCCGCCCACACUCGCCUGCCAAAUGACCGCAGCCAAGUGCAAACUCGAAACACCGGAUGGGGUCCACCACCACCACUAACCCGCAACGGAGGAUGGGACAUGCCUAUCAUUGUGCAUGAUGCCGUCGUACUUGAAGAUGCGACAUCUGCGGCGUCACCCGAACCUGGUACCGUGCCCGCGACAUCUGCGGCGUCGUCCGAAGCCGGUGCCGUGCCCGCGCCGUCGCAAACAGCUAAAGUGGAUGCCGUGCCCGCGCCGUCGCAAACAGCCGAAGUGGAUGCCGUCCCUGCGCCGGAGGAAGUCGCGCAAGUUGUUGCGCCGCCACUCAAAGUUGACGUUCUCGCUGCUGGCGACGACGAUCUUGUAGUUGCACUGCUCGAAGGAGGAAACUAG